Molecule: messenger RNA, 2429 nt
Organism: Armigeres subalbatus
Lineage: Eukaryota; Metazoa; Arthropoda; Insecta; Diptera; Culicidae
Gene: Hs3st-A
Product: heparan sulfate glucosamine 3-O-sulfotransferase 5
Exons: 7
Coding region: 528-1700 (390 amino acids)
Molecular function (GO): [heparan sulfate]-glucosamine 3-sulfotransferase activity
Source: RefSeq, a predicted model, not a curated record
UUGUACGUGUUGUACAACAAGUCUAGUGUAAGUUACAAGUGAAAGCCGUAAUCAGUUAGCUUUAAAUCGAAACGAAUUAGAAGUCGGUGCAUCAACAGAAAUCGAUUUCAAUAUCUAUACAUAUCAGAUAAAGUGUCUAUCCAAGAGAAGAAAACGUGCAACCUGAAGUGUGAAGUGUGAAUCAAAGUAGAGAGCAAAGUAAGAUAAAAUUCGAAUACCUAUCAUUUAAUGAAAAAGUGCCAGGAAAAGUUUCGUCCGAAGGCUGAAACAAGUGCGAUAGGCCAAGAGUGGUUUUCACAUUGUUCAGUGUAUGUGUGAUUGCAAGUAGUUGUAAGUGGAGUUAUAAAAUAGUUAGAAAAAAAAUCAAUCAUCAAAUUGCAUCCCGCCACCUCCAGAAGAGAGGAGCUUUUUCUUCUCGCUGUUGUUGUUGUUGCCACAUACACAACGACACCCGAUGUAUUCCCACCACAGCAGAUGGAAUCAGCGGAAACGGAAAUACUAGGAGAUCGUUUCUGCUGCUCACACCGAUGCCCACAAAACGACGCGGUGAUCAAUUGAGGGAUUGUUCCGUUUCGUUGCCACUGGACAUUCUAUGGUUACCCAAGGCGGCUAUGAGGCCCAUCGGGCCACCCGACACCGCCCACUCAGAGUGCGUCCUCAUCGUAGGCGUUUCCCGUCCUAAACUAGCGGCACUGUUCUUAUCGGUUAUGUUGUUAUCGCUUUUCCUUACGUUCCACAUCCUGUACGACAGCGCUGUUUACAGCAUACAGGCUGCAACGGCUAUAUCCGAAAACAAGAUCGCCAUACUAACGAAUCACAUUCCGAAUCCACCGACGAUUAAUCAUCCCGUGGUUUUCCCCAACAGGAUCCAUUUCCCCAAGACGAGCAGAAGACUUCCGCAAUGUUUGAUAAUUGGAGUGAGAAAAUGUGGCACACGUGCGCUGCUGGAGAUGCUGUAUCUUCAUCCUCGAAUUCAGAAAGCGGCUGGCGAGAUUCAUUUCUUCGACCGCGACGAAAACUAUCUCAAGGGGCUGGAAUGGUACCGAAAGAAAAUGCCUCACUCGUUCCGCGGCCAGAUUACCAUCGAGAAGAGCCCCAGCUACUUUGUGACGCCCGAGGUACCGGAACGUGUCCGCGCAAUGAAUGCAUCCAUAAAGCUACUGUUAAUUGUGCGAGAACCGGUAACGAGGGCGAUAUCGGAUUACACUCAGCUACGGAGUCAUGCAGCGACGGCCACAUUGCCACAGCAACAAAGUUUAUCUUCCACAUCGCCACUAUCCAGAACAUUCGAAGAUUUGGCGAUCAUGCCAAAUGGAACCGUUAACGAAGCGUACCGUCCACUGGCGAUAUCACAGUAUCAUGUUCACGUGCACAGGUGGUUGGAAGUCUUCCCGCGGGAGCAGUUACUUGUCGUCAACGGUGACCAACUGAUUGAGGAUCCCGUGUCACAACUACGGCGAAUCGAGGAUUUUUUAGGAAUCGAACCUCGCAUCGGUAGUAACAACUUCUAUUUCAACGAGACGAAAGGGUUCUACUGCUUGCGUAACGAAACCGGUGACAAGUGCCUGCGGGAGACAAAAGGCCGUAAGCACCCGCGGGUCGACCCGGUUGUGGUUUCCAAGCUGCGUAAGUUUUUCGUCGAACAUAAUCAAAAAUUCUACGAGCUGGUCGGCGAGGACCUCGGCUGGCCGGAGGAGUAAGACCUGUGCCACGGACUGUUUUUCCUGAUAGUCGAAUUCCUGUAUUUACUACCUUGUGUUAGUGUUUUAUUCUUGCUGAUGAAAUGAUUACGUCGCCCAACCAGCAGUAUAUUCCAUCUAAUCGCACAAAUGAAGGUGAGCGGUAUUUUCUAUUCUUUUGGAGCGUCCAACUCAGGGCACGUUAUGGGAAGGUGAGUGCGAAACCGAACUGAAUCAAACUAGAGGAGCAGGGGUAGGCGAUGCAGAGGAAGAUAUGGAAGGACGUAAGAUUAUAAUGACGGAAAAUGUGAAAGAGUGUUUAGAACUAGCGCUACGUUUAAAAACACGGUUAGAUAGGUAUUAAUUAAUAUGAAAUCGAUAUUUUCCUACCGCAGGAGUUGCUUAUGAUAUCAUGAGGGGGCUCUUCCAACGGAUGGUACCGGGUAAAGCUUGAGCAUUCGUUUUCAGUUCAGUCAUUUUGAAGAUAAUGAUUUUCUGCAGAUGUUCCACUAGACAGGUUUUCUGAUGGUACGAGUCUGUAGCUUGAUUGUGUUUCGAUUAGUAGGUUGAUUGUAAGUAUGAAAAAUGAUCGAACGCAUGGCAGAUGACUAACAACCACAUUGCGAUAAGCUGACGGUGUGGUUGAUUAAUGACUUUAAGCAGUCCGUUAUAGAUAUUCAAGGACAAUAUCAGAGGAAAUGUUGGGUCAUAAGUUUUUCACGUGCAUAUUCUAUUCUAUCCUACAUAUUC